Molecule: messenger RNA, 481 nt
Organism: Camelus dromedarius (Arabian camel)
Lineage: Eukaryota; Metazoa; Chordata; Mammalia; Artiodactyla; Camelidae
Gene: RPL26
Product: ribosomal protein L26
Exons: 3
Coding region: 1-438 (145 amino acids)
Biological process (GO): ribosomal large subunit biogenesis; cytoplasmic translation
Cellular component (GO): cytosolic large ribosomal subunit; ribosome
Molecular function (GO): structural constituent of ribosome; RNA binding
Source: RefSeq, a predicted model, not a curated record
AUGAAGUUCAAUCCCUUCGUGACUUCUGACCGAAGCAAGAACCGUAAAAGGCAUUUCAAUGCACCUUCCCACAUUCGCAGGAAGAUUAUGUCUUCUCCUCUUUCCAAAGAGCUGAGACAGAAGUACAAUGUUCGAUCCAUGCCCAUCCGAAAGGAUGAUGAAGUUCAGGUUGUACGAGGGCACUACAAAGGGCAACAGAUUGGCAAAGUAGUCCAGGUUUACAGGAAGAAAUACGUCAUCUACAUUGAACGAGUGCAGCGGGAGAAGGCGAAUGGCACGACUGUCCACGUGGGCAUUCACCCCAGCAAGGUGGUUAUCACCAGACUAAAACUGGACAAAGACCGCAAAAAGAUCCUCGAACGUAAAGCGAAGUCUCGCCAAGUAGGAAAGGAAAAGGGCAAAUACAAGGAAGAAACAAUUGAAAAGAUGCAGGAAUAAAGUAAUCUUGUAUACAGCUUUCAUUAAAAACUGUUAAAAUGAA